This is a messenger RNA of Schistocerca serialis cubense, 699 nucleotides long. Its product is annotated as trypsin-1-like. The transcript is spliced from 2 exons. Lineage: Eukaryota; Metazoa; Arthropoda; Insecta; Orthoptera; Acrididae. The coding region runs from base 1 to 699 and encodes 232 amino acids. The record is from RefSeq and is a predicted model, not a curated record. Gene Ontology annotation, molecular function: serine-type endopeptidase activity. Gene Ontology annotation, biological process: proteolysis.
AUGCCUUGGAGCAGGAGGGGCCAUGGACGUAUCGUGAAUGGCAACGCGACCACCAUAUCAGAGUACCCGUGGAACCUCUCCAUACAGUUCCUGGUCAGGCACGAGUGCGGCGCGUCCAUAAUCAGCACGACGUGGGCAAUGUCAGCCGGUCACUGCUUCUAUGACGACGUCACCAAGAUGUUGCUGCGGGCCGGAUCGACGACACGCGAGAGUGGCGGCGUCGUCUUCAACAUAUCGAGAGUCGUUUACCACGAGAACUUCAACAGCACCAGUCUUGACAACGACAUCGUUGUCGUGCAGCCCUCUGAGCCGUUCCCGCUCGGACCGAACAUCCAGCCCGUCGCGCUGCCUGCAGACGGAUACGAGGCUCCUGCAGGCCUUCCUGUCACUGCUACCGGCUGGGGACUGGAUCAAAAUUUCCAGAGGCCAGAGGAACUGCUAAAAGUGGACCUGUACGUUGACCAAACAUCGGUUUGCAGUAAGAUAUUUUCCGAUAUCCUUCCAGUCACCGACAGCAUGAUGUGUGCCGGCAACAUCCACAAGGGCGUCUGCUUUGGUGAUUCCGGAAGUCCGCUGGUGUCCGGAAACAUGCAGGUCGGCAUCGUGUCCUGGGGCGACGAGGACUGCGAGUACCCUCUGGCGAUGUACACCGACGUCGGGUACAUGCGCCCCUGGAUCAGAAACAUUACUGGAGUGUGA